Messenger RNA from Plasmopara halstedii, 1341 nucleotides. RefSeq names its product ap-3 complex subunit delta-1. The transcript has 4 exons. The record is from RefSeq and is a predicted model, not a curated record. Gene Ontology annotation, cellular component: endosome membrane; AP-3 adaptor complex. Bases 1 to 1341 code for a protein of 446 amino acids. Lineage: Eukaryota; Oomycota; Peronosporomycetes; Peronosporales; Peronosporaceae. Gene Ontology annotation, biological process: protein targeting to vacuole; Golgi to vacuole transport.
AUGCUCGAGCCACGAAAUUUAACUCUUCCUGGUCACGUCCAGACAAUUUUCAUUCAAGCAUUGUUAAAAGUUGUUGUGGCCAUGGCUGAGCGUGCAGAUGACGAUACGGUGGAGCGGAUUGCAACUGGUGUCAUGAAGCGUAUUCCUACUUUCGCCCGAAGUGAGUUUAUUGAGGUUCAAGAACGUGCUGUUUGUCUACAGCAGCUCUUGUUCGCGUUAGGAAUGGGAUUAGAAGCAUUGACGGCUCAAGAGCGUACGGAGCGAGCUUUUAAUGGUAGUGCGUCGCUGGACUCUGCAACGCGACUAGAUGUUUUGAACUCGUAUUUUGCAGAACGACUGGCUCCAGUCGGAGUGAAAGCACAGCGUAAGGUGCCAAUUCCUGAAGAUCUCGAUCUAAAUGAGCCGCUGAAUCCGUCCGAAGCAAAGUAUUUGGAAUCUGGUGGAGACGUGGCAGCAUAUUUGAGCGAGAAUGAGCUUGAGGUCUCGUUCGUGAGUCAGGGCCACGCCGGGUUUGGUGGGGGAUACAGUGGUAUUAGUGACAGCUCUUCUGGACAGAAGUCUGUUCACAAGUCUAAACACAAACAUCGCCGUGGCUCUUCCUCUUCCUCGUCCUCAUCCGAAUCUGAAUCUGAAAAAUCUGCAGAUCAGAUGGAACGGAAAAAGCGUGAGUAUGCUGAUGCGCAAGAGCGUCUGCGCAAGGAUCCUUUUUAUUUAUCGAGCGGUUCCGGGGUUUCAGGCGACACAAGUAACUUGGGCCUUGCAAGUGUUAUGCUAGCUAUGGAACCAAUUGGUAAUGGCAAAAAGAAGAAGGCAUCGAAGGUGAAAAAUCGUGAUGUUCUGGAGGAUGAAAUGAUGCCUGACGGCGCUCGUUCAAGCGACGAAGAUCAUCGACGGUCUCGAAAACAGCGCGAAUCAGUCGAUGGAAAUGAAAUCGACUUGGCUGCCGUUGAUUUAAGUAUUCCUCUGGGUGAAGAUGAGAAGAUUCCAACAGAUCAUUGGUUUCAUCGCCAGACACCAUCAUUCGACAAGGAGAAGGCCAGGAAAAAGAAUCCGAAACACAAAAUGACAGUGGUAGACGAGAGUAGCAAGAAGAAAAAAAAGAAAGAAUUGUCGAAAAGCUCCAAGUCCAUCAAAAUAUCGCGAAGUCAGGAUUCACUGAAUAGCAACGACGAGCAUGGUUCACAUGAAAAUCGCCAUAAAAAAAAGUCGUCUAGGAAGAGUAGUCCAAAGAAGAAAAGCUUGAGAAGUGGUGGUGACAGAGAGGAAACGAAAAAGAAGGGCAAAGAACUUGGUCGUUCCAAUCGCUCAAAGGCACCAGUCGAGCCACUUCUACUCUUUUAG